ACCUCGAUGGGGGGGGCGAGGUGGGGGGUAAAAGGGGUGAUCCCGAGCUCCCAGCGGCACCGUGUUGCACUGUCUGGCUGCCCUGGUGGCUGGAAGCUCAGAUAAGCUUCCAGCCCCGGCCCUUUCCGGACUGCGCGGCCCGUCCCCGUCCCCCCUUCCCGGCCGGAUGGUUGCACCCGGGUGAGGCCGGACUGGAGGAGCAGGUGCCAGCUGAAGAUGGCGUUUCCUGGGCAGCCGGCGCCCGGCGGCGGUUUCUACCAGGGCGGGUAUGGAGGAGCUCCAGGAGGACCAGCAUUCCCUGGACAAGCUCAGGAUCCUUUGUAUGGUUAUUUUGCUGUAGUAGCAGGGCAGGAUGGACAAAUAGAUGCUGAUGAGCUACAGAGAUGUCUCACCCAGUCAGGGAUUGCAGGAGCGUAUAAACCUUUCAACUUAGAGACUUGCAGACUCAUGAUCUCAAUGCUGGAUAGGGAUAUGUCCGGCACACUGGGAUUUAAUGAGUUCAAAGAACUCUGGGCUGUGGUCAAUGGCUGGAAACAGCACUUCGUAAGUUUUGACAACGAUAGAAGUGGUACAGUGGAUCGUCAAGAACUGGAGAAAGCCUUGAUGAAUAUGGGAUUUAGACUGAGCCCACAGGCAGUGACUGCAAUCACAAGGCGAUACAGCACUCGUGGAAAGAUUACAUUUGAUGAUUACAUUGCCUGCUGUGUGAAACUCAGAGCUCUCACUGAAUGUUUUAGAAGAAGGGAUACAUCUCAGCAGGGUUUUGUGAACUUCCAGUAUGAUGAUUUCAUACAGUGUGUCAUGAGCAUCUAACUCAGAAGGAAGCAAGCCGUGGAUGAUCACGAUUAACAUUCCAGUUUGUGUUGUGCUUUGCCAAAUCUUCCGAUGAUUGUGUAUCUCAAUAUUGGAAAUUGCCUGUUUUAUGAAGGUAUCACUUUACACACUUGCAUUUUUUUAGUUUUGACAAUGAAUAUACGCUACUGAUGUACUGUCAUCUUUAACUUUUAACUUGUGACUAUUAAAGAUGUUUUCAUUUUCAUAAACUUGCAAUUCACUAUGUAUAACUCAAAUUAUGCAGAUAGUAAGUUUUUAUGUAAUAUGUUUACUUUUUUCCUGUGAUUCACUAAAAUCAGUUCCUGGAGCACAACUUACUUUUUCUGUCUUAAACAGUAUCAUGUGUAUGACAUGACACGUAUUCUUUUGUCUUUGACAGCAUAAGACAGAUGUACAAACUGAAAGAGCUUUUGGAAUGGUCAUUUUACGCUAGUCUGUUAAAACAUCACUAAGUUUAAGCUGCUUAUUUUGACAGCCUGUGACACCACGCACUGAGUGCAAGACUACCUGUUAGAACUUCUCAUAAGCAGGGAUGCGACAAAACAUAGCAGAGACGUCUUCUAGCAGCAUGCUCUUGUACAGGGGGCUUUUGUUCCAGUAAGAUUCUUGCUCUGCUUGUGUCACUAUAUAAAACACUUUUAAACAUACAAAAACUAUGCUGUGUCAGUUUAUACACUAACUUACCCUUUAACAACGAACUUCUAAGCUGUUAGACUUCAGUUACAUGUAAAUUAACAUUUCUGUCUCCUCCAUUUUAAACCCAAACAAGUAGCCUUCCUGCCCCUAUGUGCCCACCAAUGUGCAAGGGCCAAACCCCACUUCAGAAAAUUCUUGCCAGAUUACUAUUUCAGAUCACAGCAGUAAUUACCAAUGCUGUAGAAUUUACAUGAAAGCAGAUACAGACAGGUGCAAGACUUUGUUUUCCUGAGAUUUCUCAAGGAAAAAAAGGUUUGAUUGGUAAUGGAAAUAAUACCAGAAAAGGGUUUGGGGUUUUUUUUUGGUUUUGUUUGGUGGGGUUUUUUGGUUGGUGUGUGGUUUUGGUUUUUUUUUUUUUAGGGGAAGAUUGGCAUUGUAUGGGAAGAGGGAGCAGCAUAACUGUAUGGAGGUAGUUCAGACUUUCUUUCCAGUGAAAUAAGUUAACGGAACUUUUUUUAAUUUUGGUCACUUCUGCCUACCACAGAGGAAUGAUAGAUGUUCUUUUGCUAGCCUUGUAAAUGCAAAGAAUGCCAGAAGAAUGUUAAAAGGAGUAUAUUUCUUAUAUUAGUGGUUUAGAGCGCUUCUGGAGGAGUCUUUGCACUAAGGAAUGAAAGCAAAACUAUGCAUGCGUGUGCAUAUAUAGAUACAUAUGUGUGUAUGUCACUGGACAAACAACAGAAAUAAUCCUUGGAGCAGAAAUCUUGCUUGAAUACUGUUUUAUACCCUAGCUUGCUAAGAGUACUGUAAAAUCCAGGUCUCUAGUUUCUGGGCUAUAAAUUCAAAGUUGGCUAGUCUGACCUAAAGAAGCAACUAGUACUUCCUAUUUAAAUUCAGAAUCCUUUGGCUAUUGCUUCUAGAUUCAUUUCAGAAGCUAGUUCUCUUUCUGCCCUCAAAACUGAAUUUUAAAGGAAUAGACAUGAUUAUACUUCCACAUUCUGGUAAUUGUAUGCUGUCAUGCCAAUUGUCACUGACAUGGAAUGCUACAGAAAGCAUUUCUAACAAAAUGACCAAAGUCCAUAAAGGUUUGUCUGACUGAAGUAGCCAGCAGUAGUUCAGAACUCCGACAGCUGACAAAGUUAGUAAACUGAGUGUGAAACAAAGGCUGUUCUUCCUGUAGGGUUUUGAUUAGACCAUUUUGCAAAAAUACAUCAUCUUUACACUGUUAAUUUCACCCUAAAAACUAUGAGACAUCUUUACCAAAAAGCUCAUUACCCACACAGCAUUUCUCUCCUACUUUUGCUUAAUUGUGUUUCUGGUCUUGUACUGGAUUUGGCUGGGCUGGAAUUCAUUUUCUUUAUAGCAGCCCAUAGGGUGCUGUGCUUUAGCUUUGUCACUAAACUGGCGUUGGUGACACACUGGUGUUUCAGCUGCUGCUGAGCAGUGCCUGCACAGCAUCAAGGUCUUCUCCAUUUCUCACUGUGACCCCAGUGAGUAGGCUGAGGGUGGGCUAGGGGCUAGGAGGGAAGGUGGUGGGGACAGCUGACCCAGAUGGGAUAUGCCAUGCCAUGUAGCGGCACGCUCAGCAAUAAACCUGGGCAGGGGUGGGCAGGUCUCUCCAAAGUAGCUGUUGCUUGGGGACUGGUUGGGCACUGGUCUGCUGCUGGGAGGUGGUGAGGGAGUGCCUUUGCGUGGCUUUCCCCCCACCACUUUUCCCCCGUCGCCCUCACUUAUUAAGCUGUUUUGCCUUGGUCUGCAAAUUUUUUUGCUUUUGCUCUUCCAAUUCUUCACCCACCACAGGCCUGAAACUGCUACUGAAAGAAAACAUCAGGCAAUAAUGAAUAUAACAUUCUUGUAGAUAACUGUAACUUACAAAAUGAUCUCAGACUCCGUGGAAGUUCCAUACUCCUAUACAGGUAUGAAGUUAUACAAUAAAUCAUGAGAAUUAAUUGAUGAAAUAAUAUGUGGGAGUAAAAUUGUGCCUAUAAAUAAAAGCUUGGCUUGAAAAAGUG
Grus americana (Whooping crane) is the source of this 3479-nucleotide messenger RNA. It is a transcript of the gene SRI, whose product is annotated as sorcin. Lineage: Eukaryota; Metazoa; Chordata; Aves; Gruiformes; Gruidae. The record is from RefSeq and is a predicted model, not a curated record. Bases 217 to 813 code for a protein of 198 amino acids. Gene Ontology annotation, molecular function: calcium ion binding. The transcript is spliced from 8 exons.